Babesia bigemina is the source of this 213-nucleotide messenger RNA. RefSeq lists its product as hypothetical. NCBI's taxonomy places the organism in Eukaryota, Apicomplexa, Aconoidasida, Piroplasmida, Babesiidae. The record is from RefSeq and is a predicted model, not a curated record. The transcript has a single exon. The coding region runs from base 1 to 213 and encodes 70 amino acids.
AUGGCUGUCUACCAUUUGUGCAACGCCACCUGGGCCAAGGUUGGUCAAGUCAUCGAAACCAGGCCUGUGGUAGAGACUACCGUAUACCACGAGGCCCCAAGAAUCCGGAUCACGCACUGCGUACCUCAGACCCGGUGUUGCACGUGCAUCUCGGAUGGAGACGAAUACCUCAUCUACAAACAUCGCAAAUGCGGCACUAACAUUUACCUUUGA